CAGCAGCACGCCAAUUGCAAUCCCCAAAUUCAGCAAUAUCGCACGCAAUGGCUCUCGUUCAGACUGACCCCGACGCGUAUGUGAUCAAGCCAGCGGCUUCUGCGCCAGCUAUCGACACCAGCGACUGGCCGCUGCUGCUCAAGAAUUACAGCGACUUGCACGUUCGCACCUCGCACUACACCCCCAUUCCCCAAGGAUGCGCGCCUCUAGCUCGUGACAUCAAGUCGUACAUCAGCUCUGGUGUCAUCAACCUCGACAAGCCCUCGAACCCGUCUAGUCACGAAGUCGUAUCAUGGAUCAAGCGCAUGCUUCGAGUCGAGAAGACUGGUCACAGUGGUACCCUCGAUCCCAAGGUCACCGGAUGUCUUAUUGUCUGCAUUGACCGCGCCACCCGUCUCGUGAAGUCUCAGCAGGGUGCUGGAAAGGAGUACGUGUGCGUCAUUCGUCUUCAUGAGAAGCUCCCUGGAGGUGAAGCUCAGUUUGCGCGCGCCCUGGAGACCCUUACUGGUGCUCUUUUCCAACGACCACCGCUUAUCUCUGCUGUCAAGCGCCAGUUGCGUAUUCGAACGAUCCACGAGAGCAAGCUCUACGAGUUCGACAACGAGAGGCAGCUUGGUGUCUUCUGGGUUAGCUGUGAAGCUGGAACCUACAUCCGUACACUGUGUGUGCAUCUCGGUCUCCUGCUCGGUGUGGGUGCCCACAUGCAGGAGCUCCGACGUGUGAGGAGUGGAGCCAUGGACGAGACAAAGGAUUUGGUCACACUGCACGACGUUCUUGAUGCUCAGUGGAUUCACGACAACAACCGCGAUGAGUCCUACCUGCGCCAGGUUAUCGCGCCCCUGGAGAGUCUGUUGACGAGCUACAAGCGCGUCGUUGUCAAGGACAGCUCUGUCAAUGCCAUCUGCUAUGGUGCCAAGCUUAUGCUCCCCGGUCUCCUUCGUUUCGAGAAGGGCAUUGAGAUUCAUGAGGAGAUUGUUCUGAUGACCACCAAGGGUGAGGCUAUCGCCCUUGCCUACGCGCAGAUGUCCGCGGUCGAGAUGUCUUCCUGCGACCACGGUGUCGUUGCAAAGAUUAAGCGAGUCAUCAUGGAGCGUGAUCUCUACCCUAGGAGGUGGGGCAUGGGUCCUGUUGCCACUGAGAAGAAGAAGAUGAAGGAGGCUGGCACGCUCGACAAAUUCGGUCGUACAAAUGAAAAGACCCCCGCCAAGUGGAAUGCUGAGUACAAGGACUUCAACAGAACUGACAGCGGUUCAGCUGCGCCUCUGGCUGAGACUACCUCAACGUCCGAGGUCCUGGCUGCCCCUGCAAUUCCACCAACUGGACUCACCUCGACCGAGGAAGCGGAGGCGACCAGCGAGCUUGAAGGCAAGAGCAAGAAGCGCAAGAGCCGCGGUGAGGAGGACGACGAGUCGCCCGAGGACAAGGCAGAGCGCAAGCGCAAGAAGAAGGAAGAAAAGGCUGCCAAGAAGGCGAAGAAGGAGAAGAGGAAGAGCAAGGCCGCCGAUAGCGACGACUCCGAUUGAACGUUUUCGACGUGAAUGAAUGCGAAUUUCCACCAGCGAACAACACAGCUAUGUUGAGUGUACUACUGCUGUACACGUCCAUCGCGUCC
This is a messenger RNA of Dothidotthia symphoricarpi CBS 119687, 1612 nucleotides long. Its product is annotated as centromere/microtubule-binding protein-like protein cbf5. The coding region runs from base 48 to 1523 and encodes 491 amino acids. The transcript has 4 exons. Gene Ontology annotation, cellular component: box H/ACA snoRNP complex. Gene Ontology annotation, biological process: mRNA pseudouridine synthesis; snRNA pseudouridine synthesis; box H/ACA sno(s)RNA 3'-end processing. Gene Ontology annotation, molecular function: pseudouridine synthase activity; RNA binding. NCBI's taxonomy places the organism in Eukaryota, Fungi, Ascomycota, Dothideomycetes, Pleosporales, Dothidotthiaceae. The record is from RefSeq and is a predicted model, not a curated record.